Molecule: messenger RNA, 1413 nt
Organism: Polyodon spathula (Mississippi paddlefish)
Lineage: Eukaryota; Metazoa; Chordata; Actinopteri; Acipenseriformes; Polyodontidae
Product: Na(+)/H(+) exchange regulatory cofactor NHE-RF1-like
Exons: 6
Coding region: 293-1369 (358 amino acids)
Biological process (GO): protein localization to plasma membrane
Cellular component (GO): apical plasma membrane
Molecular function (GO): protein-membrane adaptor activity; signaling receptor binding
Source: RefSeq, a predicted model, not a curated record
GAUUAGGAGUUGCUGUGAGUUUAUGGUAGAGAAUUGAAGGGUGGAAUCUUUUGAGAUUCAUCUCGUGAACAAUCAGAAGUACUUGAACUCGCCGACUCAUCUGCAGACGCCUAGACAUUGUCUGUUUAUUUUCACAGAGAGCGUAUUUGUUUUUCAAAUAACUGAUAAUGUUUUAAAACAGUACUUUUUUUUUAGGUGGCUUUACAAAUUUCAUUUAAUAUUUUCGAACUGGUUUGAUUGGUUUGCCACUAGAGUUUAGAUUUUGUCCAGUGCCAAGUGUAUACUAAGGAGAAUGUCUCGCAACUCGGAAUGCCUCCGGCCCCGACUCUGCUCUCUGGAAAAGGGAGCAAACGGCUACGGCUUCCACCUCCACGGCGAGAAAGGGAAGAUAGGCCAGUUCAUCCGGCUUGUUGAGCCGGACUCCGCGGCAGAGAAAUCGGGUCUGCGCGCUGGGGACCGGCUGGCGUUUGUCAAUGGAGUGAAUGUAGAGAACGAGAGCCACCAGCAAGUGGUGUCCCGGAUAAAGGCGCAGACCAUGGGUCUCAAACUCGUAGUGGUCGACCGAGAGACCGACGACCUCCUCAAAAAACUGAAACUUUUGUGCCUGGAAGAGUUCGUGACUAGCGGCAUCCCCAACCCCAGUGAGCCCGGGGAGAGCCGACUCCAGGAAGAGGUGAUGUCGGAGGAAUCCGCUCCGACGAAGGAGAGAAACGGAGAGGCUGUGACUGGGAAGAGUAUCGGCUCUGUCAAGCAGUUUAAGAGUGAGCACCGCCCCCGCCUGUGUAACAUCAAGAAGGGCUCCACUGGGUACGGCUUCAACCUCCACAGCGAGAAGGCAAAGCCAGGGCAGUACAUCCGAGCCGUGGAACCCAACUCCCCGGCAGAGAGGGCCAACCUGCGAGCCCAGGACAGGAUUGUGGAGGUGAAUGGCAUGUCUGUGAAGGGGAAGCAGCACUCUGAGGUGGUGGCAGCAAUCAAGGCAGGCGGACAGGAGACCAGUCUUCUGGUAGUGGACCCAGAGACUGAGGAUUUCUUUAAGAGGUGCAGGGUGACCCCCACUGAGGCACACCUCACAGGUCCUUUACCAGAACCUGUUCUCAAUGGAGAUGUGGAAGAGAAGGCCAAUGGGAAGGUGGCUGAGGAAGCAGACUAUGAAGUCUCUGUAAGCCAAUCUCCUUCAAACACCUCCUCGAACACCUCUACUGGCACGCCUACCAAUGAGGAGAAGCCAGUGGAGAGUGAUCUCAAAGGCCUCGCCUCCGGCCUGUCCCUGCAAGAAGCCAAGGAACGCGCUCAUCGGAAACGCUCCAGCAAGCAAGCGCCGGCGAUGGACUGGAGCAAAAAGAACGAGCUCUUCAGCAACUUAUAAAUGCCUGACUACUUCCCACUGUACUGUCCUGUCUUAUUUUUUUA